AUGCUUCUGAUGGAUGCAGCCGCCAGUUCUGAUCUACAAGACUAUUCGGCUUCCUGUGUGGUUGAAUUCAAGCUACCUGCUACUCAAAAUACCAAGAAAGGACCGCAGACCUUCCAGAAAAAGCUCCGCAAUGCCCUUCAGGAAUUGGUGACACUCAUUCGGCAUCACUACCCUAAUAUUCUGGGAAAGGCAUACAUCAUCAAUCCUCGCGACGAAUACCUCGCAUCUCUUGAUAUCCAUGAAUCUAUGUUGAGAGAUACAGUACUGUUAGAGAAUCCAAAGGACCUUAAUCGAUACCUUGGCUCAAAAGUUCCGCCUCGAUAUGGGGGUACUGGGGAAUCGUUUGCGGAAUGCGAUUAUCUCCACAGAGACUGCCUUGCCAGGGAUCCACAAGGGAACACCGAUCUCGAGACGCCAGAGAUCAGUGCAGCAGCAGCUUCCACUGUAAAUAGCGGCACCUGUCCUGAAGGCUUGGAACCAGAGGAGCAAAAGCUUCGCUUGAUUUACUCGGAAAUAAUCGGGCCUCCGUCUAUCAUACUGGACCCUGGCGACUUGCAAACAGCAACCAAACUUUGUUCCGACAAAAUGGGCGCGCGCGUUGUUUUCGCAGAUUCAGAGACGGUUGCGAAAUUCGGCCAUGGUGUUCGUUUAGCCGAAGCCGAAGCCAUGCACUUGGCAUCCACCCGUACCACCAUAGCAACACCAAGGCUCCUCAGUGCAUAUAUCCUUGACGAUGUUGGAUACAUCGUAAUGUCAUACGAACGGGGCGAGUCACUCGAACGGUACUGGGAUCGUGUUUCGGAGCCAGAGCAAAAUCGCGUACUGGAGCAGUUACGGGACUACGUGAACCAAAUGCGGGAGAUUCCAGGGGAUUUCAUCGGUGCACUUGACAGAUCGUCCUGUCGAGACGGCAUCUUCGAGGCCGGCUACGGCGAUUACACCAGCUACAGCUACGGACCGUACCCAUCUGAGGAAAGCUUUAACGAAGGAAUCGUUCAAGCUUUGAGAGAUCGAAUGCGCCCGAAAGUUCUCGAGCGUGAAAAUGAUAUCGAAUCGCACUUUUUCAACGGCGAGUACAUGCUGUAUCAGACGGUCCGUGGUCUCAAAAACCACAAGAUCGUAUUUACACACGGGGAUUUACAUCCGGGGAAUAUCAUUGUUCGGGCUGAUGGCACUGUUGUUCUGUUGGACUGGGGCCUAGCGGGAUUUUGGCCGGAGUAUUGGGAGCUCUACCGUGCCCUGUUUAAUAUACCCUGGAGAGCCUCGUGGGAUGGCAUGGUAGAGAAGUUCAUUCCGCCUUUUUAUGUUGAGCACAGCGUGAUCAAAAGGGUAUUCGGGACUGUAUGGAACUAA
Molecule: messenger RNA, 1353 nt
Organism: Penicillium verrucosum
Lineage: Eukaryota; Fungi; Ascomycota; Eurotiomycetes; Eurotiales; Aspergillaceae
Product: kinase-like domain-containing protein
Exons: 2
Coding region: 1-1353 (450 amino acids)
Source: RefSeq, a predicted model, not a curated record